CCUUACACAUUCUCUAUACUUCCUGUAACAACUCUAGCACACUCAUCUUGUUGACGAUACCAAUACCCCAUUCUCAGCCGAGACCACUUUGCAGGUAGAGACUCGAAGAGGUCCUUGCUGGAUAUACCUUGGACUUGAUAACCACAUAAUCGACACUCGUCACAUAUACCUUCAUCCCACCUGUCAUUUGUAUUACGAACUCAAUUUCAUAUAACCAAGAAACUAACUCGACUAUGGACCUUUAUACGACAUCAUUCACUUAUCCUAACCCCCGAUCAAAAUCCCACCAAUCUAAUGGGUCGCCCAAAAUCCCCCUGUCCACUCCAGUAUUAACAACUGGUCCGGGACCUGGACCAGGCAUCGCCAGUAUUACAACAAACAACGUCUUUAAUAAUGGCGCUGAUCCGUCAUCGGAAACUGUUCCCAAAUUGUCCCUGACCUCUGCCAUCUCGACUUCUUCGACCACUGCUAAAUCUUCUUCCGCGGUCGUUGCGACCCCUCCACAGAUAGAGAAAGACUGGGAGACUGUGCAGAAGCUUGCCCUUGAUAUUACCACUCGCGAAGGAUGUUUGGUGACCGUGACUCGAGAAAGUAUUGAUGGGGAAUCAAGGUCUGGUUCAUCUGAACCGUCGAUGACGAGUGGAGGUACCCCUGUUCCUGCAACCAAGGUUUGGAACUUCCAUCUUUCGGGAGGCUACCAGCCCGUUAUGGCUGCUCGUGGUGCUAUCCUUCGUGAAACACCGCAAGGUAAUCGAAUAACAUUGAAAGUUCCUUGUUCAGAAAUCCUAGACUCACCAGCCGCAAGCGUCAGUGCGCUCAAAGCGGAUGUGGCCGGAAGGCUGGAGAAAAUUGCUUCGGAAUGCAAGGCACAGGUAUCUGUCAUUGGUAUCGAAGUUUCCGCUGGCGGCGGGCCUACUGUACUAGCGACUGCGAAUGGUGAAGGAGUCAGAAGUACUGAGGUGAAAGGCGAGGCUGAAUCCAAGUCGACAGACAUUGCAACGGACGUGCCUGACGCAAAACCCAAUGGCGAAGAGGAAACCUGCGCAUCAUCUGUAACCCCUCCAUAUGUUACUAGAUCGCUAGGACUGGAGACCGAACGCAUGUGCGAGCUUGUAAUCACAGGUUCAAUGGAGAGCGUUGAAAUUGCGAAAAUCUGCUUGCUGGUGAUGUUGGAUGAGAUGAGUGGUCUUCAUGCUGAAUCAUGUGACAUCGAUUACAAACUUCAUAACAUCAUCGCCGGUCGCAAGCGUAACGCAAUUCAACAAAUCCAAGAAGAAACAGCUACCAAUAUCUAUUUUCCUACGCCUCUUGUUGGAGUCCUUAACUCUCCCCAACCUGGUUCUCAGCAAGGUGUAGGAUAUCGACAUGUUCAAAUGAAUAUGACAGGUGUUGGGGUGCAGCCGACUGGACCUAUGGCAAUGCCAAUGACAGGUACUAUGUCCCAUAGCCAUGGUGUGCCUUGUCCCAGUAUGGAUAUGAAUGGGGCCGGUGGUGGGCCCCUGGGCCUGCCCAGAAUGAACGGCAACUAUCAUCACCAACAUAAUGCACAUGGUCGCCACGCGCCUCCCGUCUAUAAUCCCCAUCAACAUGUUCAGUACCCGUAUCAACCACAACCCCUCAAUAUCGACCCCUCAACCACCCGUGGAAUGCCGUAUAAUGGCCCGCGGAUGCACUACCCGAUGCAUCAAGGUCAUAUCCCGAUGUCUGUCAAUCAUACAGGGUUCCAGAGUAUUCCUGGGAGUAGAAUCGGAUCCCCCAUGCCCCCUCAUGUCCCUUCUCCUCAUCCAGGAAUGAACCAAAUGGGUAUUCACCCGCAUCAUUCCCAGCCUUCUUUUCCCCAUCCCCAGAACCUUCAUCCGAUGCAGAAUCCUCUCGUCUCUAAUGUUCAAAUGGGGACGUUCGAUAUGCCAAAUAACAUCAAUAUGGGAAUGGGCAUCGAUCCUGCGAUGGGCCAGAUUACCGUGCCUCACCCUGGAUUGAGUGUCCAUGGCGGAGAGCAAGGUGUGCUGGGCAAAUCGAAUCAGAUCUGGAUCACGGGAGAAUUUUUCGGGGUGCAAAGAGCGCGCGAUAUGUUGUUGAACAUUGCGAUGCAGAAGUGCAAACUGGUGAUAUCGAGGGAUACGGCUAUUUUACCGAGAAAACUUGAUUGGCUUCUCACUGAGAAGAUUGAAGAUGUAAAGACCAUCAUGAACGAUAAUGGAACUUACAUCCAAGUCCCCUCUGUAGGCAGUCAGGCCAGCCUUAUAACCGUCUUUGGUGAUCAUCGAGUCAACAUCGAAAGGACAAUUAGAGGCGUCAUGGCUUUGGCCUGCCAGUUCUAUGUUGCCUCCUUCUGGCUGUUGCCCAUCGCCUUUGAUGUCUUCAUGCCCCAACCAACUCUCAACCCGGCGCAGAUGCAGCCAAUUCUCAAACGCAUAGCUCACUCUUCAGGCGCGGAAGUGGUGUUCAAAUCAAACUGUUUUGAGAUGCAUGGCUUGGAGCAGCAAGUCAAAACAGCGGUCAUGAUGGUACUGGAACAGGACAUUGUUCAUAAUUUCCAUCGGGAGAUUCGGUUCCAGAUUGAGCUUGCUAACGAACACCGCGACUUUAUCAGUGGCAAGAAGAAUGGCAAAAUCAACAAGAUCAUGAAGACUACAAACGUCAAAAUAAAAUUUGAGACGUUCAAUGAUUACAACUUCCUGAUAGAUAUCUCUGGUACGGAUGGCGACGCUCUGAAGGGGCUAUCUAUGUUACAGGAAGAACUUCCCGCGGAAGUUUCUUUCCAUGUGCCAGAAAGCUAUCAUAAGCGCAUCAUUGGCGUUAGUGGAAAGAAUAUCCAAAAGAUCAUGAAGCUGCAUGGGGUGUAUGUCAAGUUUUCAAAUGCGGAAGAGUUCGCGGCACUUGGCGGCUACACAGAUAACGAGGAUAACGUUGUUGCGAGAACGCCGGCAAAGAAUGCGGUUAAUUUGGAAAGUUUGAAACAAGCGGUCAUGGAGUUGGUCAGCCAGAAGGAUAAGGAUUACACAGUAGAGAGUGUGACGAUCCCUCGUAGAUACCACAGGACUCUUCUAGGGGAAAAGGGCAUAUUUAUCCACGACAUCGAGACUAAAACAAACUCUGUAUUUAGAUUCCCUUACAAAGAGACUGCAAGUGACGUCGUCACCAUCUUCGGACCUGAAUCGCAAGUGCAUAUUGCUGCAGCAAUGCUCUUGGAUCAUGUACCUUUCGAAGCUGACCUUCCGGUGCCACCCAAUCCCGAACUCUCGCGCCUUGUGGCAUCUGCGGACUUUAUCCUCUUCACAGAGCGUAUCAAGAGAGACCACCAAAUUGCCAUUGUUCCAUCGUCUAAAUUGGGCCUGGGGAAUGAAGCAAUUUUCAAGUUCAGGUGUCAGAGAAGCAAUGUGGACUUCUUGGGAACAGCGAUAGAUGCGUUGGAGGAUUGGUUGAGUCAGAAUAAUAUUCAAGUAUACCCUAAAAACGUCAAUAAACGCCCAGAAUCCUUCACUGAUGCCUUCUCCCACUUCAACAGCAAGCUCCUCUCGACGACAAAUAGUACUGAAUUUGACGGAGACCUCGAUCGACGGGUCAAACAGACAGCCGCAUCAGUUGUGGCUACGGAGGACGUUAGGGCAUUGUUCAAUGCUCCGGGGAACGGGUUUCGAUUGGGCGACGAAUCCAAUUUGGGACUUGUGAGCUCGUUGAACUAUCAGGAUCCAAGGAAAAGCACAGACCGCUGGCCUGGAUCGAUAUCUCAACAGCCACCAGUCGCUAGCCGCACUGAAAGCGAUCAUCAGAAACGCGACUCUGAUCCAAUCAUCAACCACCGCAUCCGGCAAGCGUCAACCGGGCAUACUUCAUCUCUAUCAACUCAUUUACACCCCCAUAGCCGGCCACGUAUAUCAUCAAACAGGCAUCAAUCACUCGAUAUCUCACAGCUGAAUUUCUCUCGAGCUCUGACAGGCGGGCCUCCUGCCUUCGGAUCUGUCCCACUUUCUCCCACAGCUGCAAAUUCCAGUCCCAACACUGCAACGGCGCCGUAUUUCCCUCAUGUAGGACCUCAUCCUAUCAGGGCUAACGUGACGGGCAGAGGAGGGUAUGGUAGUGCUGCAAGCGUGGACGUUGAGGGUGUGGCUCAAACAAUGGGCAACAUGCAAUUAUCUCAUCAAUAGCCACCAAGCUACCAUCUUUUGACAUCUUUUCAAAUUAUUUCAGACUCCGCAAUUUUUUUUUUGGACACUUGAAUGACAUUUGUUUCAUUCCCAGAGAUUUUCGACUACGACUCUUCUGCCAGCAGUUCUACCAAUUGUAAUUAGGCUUUUGUGCAACCCAAGACAAGAGGGCAAAUUUAGCAGUGUCACUUAUUCACAUAGUACUUAUAUGUCUCAUUAUCUCAUCUACCCUUCUUCUCAAUAUCAUUUGUCAUGUCAAUCAUGAAAAAGCGCAGAUGCAACCAGU
This is a messenger RNA of Cryptococcus deneoformans JEC21, 4434 nucleotides long. Its product is annotated as cytoplasm protein, putative. The coding region runs from base 234 to 4148 and encodes 1304 amino acids. Gene Ontology annotation, cellular component: cytoplasm; nucleus. The record is from RefSeq and is a predicted model, not a curated record. Gene Ontology annotation, molecular function: mRNA binding. Lineage: Eukaryota; Fungi; Basidiomycota; Tremellomycetes; Tremellales; Cryptococcaceae. The transcript has 11 exons. Gene Ontology annotation, biological process: nuclear division.